Molecule: messenger RNA, 4382 nt
Organism: Acanthopagrus latus (yellowfin seabream)
Lineage: Eukaryota; Metazoa; Chordata; Actinopteri; Spariformes; Sparidae
Product: voltage-dependent calcium channel gamma-4 subunit-like
Exons: 4
Coding region: 463-1437 (324 amino acids)
Biological process (GO): transmission of nerve impulse; regulation of AMPA receptor activity; neurotransmitter receptor transport, postsynaptic endosome to lysosome
Cellular component (GO): AMPA glutamate receptor complex; postsynaptic density membrane; voltage-gated calcium channel complex
Molecular function (GO): voltage-gated calcium channel activity; channel regulator activity
Source: RefSeq, a predicted model, not a curated record
UGACGUAGCCGUCUUUGGUUUUAACCGAGGCGCAGCCUGUGCAGGGACAGAGAAAAGUGUUUUGAGACAAAGAUAAAGAGGCGAAACAGAGGAAUGAAGUGGCGAGGGGAGGUUUAAAGUGUCCUGAUUUGGUACGCGAUGUUGCUGUCGUGCCGUCCUGCGCGCUGCGAGACUGUGUGGAGCGUCUGGAGUGGGCACAACUGGUGUCCGCUCUCAUCCACAGCAGCAAACAGUUGGUUCUGAGCAUCAGGUGAUCGUCUCAGACAGCAUUCCCACUUCUCCUUCUUCUUCCUCUUCUUCUUCUUCUUCUGUCUCUGGGUGGACACCUUUUUUUUUUUAAGCAGAGGAGCAGAGAGAGUGGACGCGCCUGAACAAGUAUGACCAAAGGAUCCGCGCCCUGACGCGCUUCGGUGAGUGCAUGUUGGACCGGUGAGAGUGACUUGUGGACUAGUAUGAAGCGCCAUGGCUUGGUGUGACCGCGGGGUUCAAACGCUGCUGGCCACCGUGGGGGCUUUCGCUGCCUUCAGCCUUAUGACCAUCGCCAUCGGCACGGACUACUGGCUCUAUUCGCGGGCGUACAUCUGCAACAGCACCAAUGCCACCACGGACGAGACCCAAUCGCAGCCAAAAACCAAGAAGGGCGACCUCACCCACUCCGGGCUGUGGAGAAUCUGUUGUAUUGAAGGCAUCAAUCAGGGCAGCUGUUACAGAAUCAACCAUUUCCCUGAUGACAACGAUUACGACACGGACAGCUCUGAAUACCUGCUGCGUAUAGUUCGGGCCUCCAGUGUGUUCCCCAUCCUCAGCACUUGCCUGCUGAUGCUCGGCGGGCUGUGUGUCGGCGUCGGCCGAGUCUACAACAAGACAAACAACGUCCUCCUCAGUGCAGGCAUUCUCUUCGUAGCCGCAGGUCUGAGCAACAUCAUCGGCAUCAUCGUCUACAUCUCGAGCAACGCGGGAGACCCCAAUGAUAAGCGCGACGAUGACAAGAAGUACACCUACUCCUACGGCUGGUCAUUCUACUUCGGUGCCCUCUCAUUCAUUGUGGCCGAAACCGUGGCCGUCCUCGCCAUCAACAUCUACAUUGAGAGAAACAAGGAAGUCCGCUGGAGGGCGCGGCGCGAGUUCAUCCGCUCGCUCUCCUCCUCCUCCCCGUACUCAAGGAUACCGAGCUUCCGCUACCGCCGACGGACGUCGCACGCCAGCUCUCACUCUACAGAGGCGUCACGGGAGAACUCGCCGGUGGUUGGUUUGAAAGGAGUGCAAUCUUCCAGCGGGGCCCUGGAUGAGCUGUCCAUGUAUGCCCUGGCGAGGGACAGCGUGACAGAGAAUACGUACAGCCCCGAACAUGAGGCGGCCGCUGAGUUCCUCCAGGUCCAUAACUGUUUCCCCAAUGAUUUAAAGGACGGGGUGAAUCGCAGGACCACACCGGUGUGAGGGGCAUAUCGCUGGGGCUCGGAGUUCACCUGGAAGUGGAUGUGGGCGAAUCUGUUGGGCUUGUGGUAGCCAUCAUCACAAGAGACAGUCCUUUCUGAAAAGACUGGAGCAAAAGAGGGGGGGGACAGAAGACGAGCCAGUUAGUCAUCACCUGCUUGUAGAGAUCAUCGAAGCAGAAUAGAGUUACAUUGUCUAUGCUGUAGCCGAUGCAACAUUAGUGUUAAUUUUCAGCUGUCGAAAUGCUUAAAGGAGCAGCGCGUGGAUCACAUCCCCUGUUUGUGUAACGAUCACUGAACAUUUUGGAUGAAGGGAGGGUGGAGCGUUGAGAUGUGCUAAUCAGCAGUGUUCUGCCUGUAAAGUAUGUAAAACAAGGUGCUAAAUGAAAUGUACUCUUCAACUUGAAAGUGUUCCAUUUGUGCGUGCAGUUGCUAUAAAGCGUAGGCCUCUGUCCGAAAGUUUGUAUCGUGCCCUCAUAACCAGUCGGGUCUUGCCUUAUACUCUAAUCAAAGGUGUGAAAGAGACAGCCGGGGCUCUGUCUCUCAACCGUCCUUUAAAACAAUGUAUGGCCUUUUAGACAAACUAUAAAUAUUUUUAAUGCAUCAUUUUUCACAACAGUGUGGUUUGGGAGUCGGUGUCCUAGCGAAUGACUGACUUGCUGAGCGGAAAUGCGUUCAAUGUUUAGUAUUUUCGGGAGAUUGUUCGAGUCAAUCAUCCAACAUAAAAAGGUUUUGUCUCCCUCGCUGUCUCUUCCUUAAUCCUAUUCUUCUCUGACAUUUGUCGGUGGAACAAAAUGUCCGACACUUCUGUUGAAUGGCCCCUUUUUGUUCACUUCCAUAUCAGUCCGCCGUCCUUCCAUCACGCCCCCCACCCCCACCCCCCCAUGGAUGUGACAUUAUGUAUGUGCCUGUCACGAGAGAAGAGCUGCUGACAAAAAAAGGGGGUGCCCAGAACUGUGAAAACGGCACGGGUCAGGACUUCCUUUGGCUCUGAAUGAAGCCUUGGGAUCCACAGAGCUUAAUGGAUAACGAUCAGAGCCAGGCGGAGAAUGUUUGUCUGUCUGUCACACCCCUUGCGAGUCCAUCUGGUCGUCUUUUUUUGAAAAGAGGACCCGGCCAGGAGCAGAGGGAGCCACGUGUGGCGGCAUCCCUGAGGGAUUGGGCUUUAAUAACCGGACGCGCACCCGUGUGUGUGUGUGUGUGUGUGUGUGUGUGUGUGUGUGUGUGUGUGUGUGUGUGAGAGUGAGUGUGUGUGCGCUUUCGCACGUACGUCCAUCACUGCUCUUUCUUUUAGUUCUCUCAGGAAAAAAACUGUGUUGUUAUGGCAGGUUGAAAACUUUGAGGUCCUCUCCAGACUUCGUGGUCAGCCCAGUCUCUUCAGUGUGAAUACUGAUUACACGACUUUAAAAUUUUAGAUGCAUGCAGUGAAUACGCCAAAGCCCAGUUUUGCAUCAGGAUCGUGAUUCGGGUAAAACAAUGCAAACUUCCCUUCCGGAAGUCAUAGAUGAAGACAGGCGACCAAUUGAAAAGCACCAUUACCUUGAUGGAAUUUCAGAUUUCUCUCAAUUUGAGCUUCAGCUCUGUGGAAAAUAGGGACACCAAAACUGUCAGGUGAGAUAAUAUAAACAGCUGUCCAAGUCAAGUUGAGGAUUGGUUUGACUGAUAGGUCCAGCAAAAGUAGAUCGCUGGGAGACUGGUGUUUGUGUCCCAGUGAAACCUGAAGUCUUUGCUGACCUGUUUUAAUUGAGAGAAUGUAACUUCCAUCACUUAGAAUAUGUUAUUGAUAACAUUCAGCCACUAAAUGAUCCAUUCCCUCGCCUCCCUACCAUUUGCAUUCAUGCCAAAUCACAGCUGUCGCUCGAACCAUCUGCCCCUCAAGUGGUUGCCAGUUUGUUGCAAUGCCUUAUGUUGCUAACGUGAGGCGGUACAGUAUGCACGGCACAUCCUGUUGACGAAACACAGAUACCACAUGAUACCAGUGGUGUUAUACUAUUGGUUUCCUUUAGAUUUUUGUUUCCAUGUUCACCUGCAUACAAAAUCGAACUUUGGUGGAUGCACUCAAAGCAGUUUGAAAGCUUAAAGUCGUGUUGGUUGUACACAGGUUGAUUGGGUUGCUGUGGCAGUGGCGGGAAAUGGACCAGUGAUAAAUAAAAACCUGGCAAGAAUGAUUUAAGUAAAAAAAAAGAAUAAAAUACCAUUAAUGUAUUUAGUAAAUGUUGUGAGUAUUUACUUGAGCUUGCUCCAGGAAUCAGCUGGAGUUAGGGUUUUGUUCAGUCUGAGGGCUAUUCAGUUGGUUCCGAUUCAGUAGGUGAGCUCGCUCAACCUCACAGGAGCAUUUGAUUGUAUUUAAUGUGUUUGAUAUGCCAUUAGAGAUACCACUGCGUAUACAAGGCUGAGCUCAUGUAAAAGAAAGCCAUCAGUGUUGAUCUUUUAUAUUACAGUUUUGGGGAAAAAGUAAAAUGUGUUUGUUUGUAAUGUAAAAGCUGUUAAGUUGUAUAUAAAAGUACAAUAAAAAAUACAAAAGAGAGGAGGAAAAAAAAACACUUAAUGUGCAAAGACAUGAAGACAGGGUUCAACAGUGUCAAUGAUAAUGACUUGAUGCAGUUUGGUAUUGGUCAUACUAUUAAAUCUACCAUUUUAUGUUCAGGUAAACACACGCUGGUUUUGUUGUUAUCAGUCAAAAACAAUUAAUCUACUGAAUAUUCUGUUUGUAAUGUGAAGUACAGUAAGUUAAUUUAGGAGAUUAAAAAAAUAGAUUUUCUAUUCCAUGUGUAUGCGGCAGCUGUACUUUACUGUAUGUGCUUAAAUUGAUUUUUUGGCUUACUGUUGUGAAUUAAGCACAUUCUCCAGUUUUUUGAAGAAGCAAACGUCUACAAACAUUCAAGUACGGAUGCCCAGAAUGGAGCGGAGAAGUUGGAGUUGUAUAAUGAAAAAAAAAAAAAAAAAAAA